Messenger RNA from Effrenium voratum, 1314 nucleotides. NCBI's taxonomy places the organism in Eukaryota, Dinophyceae, Suessiales, Symbiodiniaceae. The record is from the annotation of a GenBank genome assembly.
AUGGCCGAGUCGGACACACGUGUCCCUGUGACUGUGCUGACGGGAUUUUUGGGAGCCGGGAAGACUACCCUCUUGAACCACAUCCUGGCCGACACCGGACACGGCCUCCGCUUCGCGAUCAUCGAAAAUGAGUUUGGAGAGGUUGGGGUGGACGAGAAGCUCAUCGUGAACAAGACCAGUUCUGAGGAGGAGGUGAUCGAAGUGAUGAACGGCUGCAUUUGCUGCACUGUGCGAAGCGAUUUGGUGGGCGCCCUGAAGCGCAUGCACGGUAAGGUCCAGCAGUUCGACGCGGUGCUCAUCGAGACCACCGGCAUGGCAGAUCCGGCGCCAGUGGCGCAGACCUUUUUCGUGGAUGAUGAAAUCCAAGCGAAGUACCGUUUGGACGGCAUCAUAACAAUGGUGGACGCGGCACACAUUGAACAACACUUGGAUGAGGAGAAGCCCGAGGGUGCAGAGAAUGAGUCUGUGGAACAGCUGGCCUUUGCAGACCGCAUCAUUCUGAACAAGUGCGAUUUGGUGGGUGGAACUGCAAGGACGGUGGUAGAAGAAAGGCAGCAGUGCCAAGAUGUGGAAGGCUCUCAACCGGUUGAAGGAGAAAGUACCUUGAAAGCCGAGGAAAAGGAGGAGGCGCUGAAGAAGUUGGAGGCCCGCAUCCGGAGCAUCAACAAAGCAGCUCCCAUCAUUCGCGCUGAGUUCUCCAGAGUGGAUCCCAAGCAGCUGCUGAUGCUGAAUGCCUUCGAUUUGAACCGGGUUUUGGAGAUGGACCCAGAGUUCUUACAAGCAAGUCCGGACGACCAUGUGCACGACGCCUCGAUCUCCUCCGUGGCUUGGUCCGUCCCUGGGCUCGAGUUGAACGUGAACCGCUUAGAACAGUGGAUUGGCGUGCUGAUCCGGGAGCUGGGCAACGAUCUCUUCAGAUACAAGGGCAUGCUGGCCGUGAAGGGAUGCGAUCAGAAGUAUGUUUUCCAGGGCGUCCACAUGCUUUUCAGCGGGGGUUUCACCACUUCCAAGGAGGGGCAGUGGAAGCCGAGCGAGCCGCGCGAGUGCCGCUUCGUGUUCAUCGGGAAGCACAUCAAGCAGAACGGUCAGCGGUUGAAAAAAGAGUUCAUGGCUUGUGCUGCAGAGGAGAGCCUCCGCUUCAGUGUGGGAGAUAUGGUCGAAGCCAGUCGUGCGAACGGCUGGAAGCCCGCCAAGGUCAUUAAGCUUUGGGAUGAGGGGAACCCCUACCGCUUAGAGUUGCAGACCAAGCGCAAGACCAACGUUUGGGGGCCCUUUGAUGAGGAUAGCUGUGUCAGGAAGCGAAUCAAAAGCUGA